CAUACAGGUAUCAAUCCUUCAAAACAUCUAUUUAGGAUACUUGAAUACCAAAUCAUGCCGAAAAGAAAGCGUGAAGUUGGGGAUGCCGCAACGAAGGCUCCAAAUGCAAAGGUUGCCCGCUCCGUCUUGAGCACUGGAGGAUUUACAUCCAUUCAGAUCAUCACUGGUUCAUACAAUCGAGUUCUGCACGGAGUGGUUGCACAAAUUCCCCUGGCGUCUCAGAUUGAGGAUGAGACUCCGACCGAUGGAGACUCCGAAACCACGAAAGUCUUCUUCUCAGACAGCUUCCUGUUCCACGCCCACUCCUCCGCCCUCCGCUGUCUCGCUCUAUCACCAGCCCCUCCCCCCUCCGAGAACCAGACGCAGAAGCGCCUGCUAGCCACUGGCAGCACCGACGAGCGCAUCAACAUCUACCAGCUCUCCAACGCCCCUCCGUCGACCCUCAAGCCCCAGCUCCCGUCGAUCAAUGGCGCCACCCUGUCCGAGAACCCGAAGAAUCGCGAAGUCGGCAGCCUCCUCCAUCACGCCUCGAGCAUUACCGCCCUUCAUUUCCCGACGCGCUCCAAGCUGCUAUCGGCUGGCGAAGACAGCACGGUCGCGGUGACGCGAACGAGGGAUUGGACGGUCCUAUCGACGAUUAAAGUCCCGGUUCCGAAGAUCGUCGGGCGCCCCAGUGGUGAUACGGCAGGACCGGGCGAGGUGCCCGCAGGAGUGAACGACUUCGCAGUGCAUCCGAGCAAUAAGCUCAUGUUGACUGUGAGCAAGGGCGAGAAAUCUAUGCGAUUGUGGAAUCUAGUCACGGGGAAGAAGGCAGGCGUAUUGACCUUCGACAGAGCAGUGUUGCAGCAGGCCGGCGAGGGGAAGCAUGGGAGGGGGGAAUGUAGGAGGCUAGUCUGGGAUGAGGAAGGCGAAGAAUUUGCGGUGUGCUUUGAGAGAGGCGUCGUUACCUUUGGCAUGGACUGUAAACCCAAAGCACGGAUUUUGCCCACGCCAAUCACCAAAAUCCACCAAAUCCAAUAUCUCCCGGAGUCGUUUGGAAAGGUGCUUGCUGUGUCAACUGAGGACGGCCGAGUUAUUUUAUACUCGACAGCGUCUCCUGAUGAGCCCACGGAUUCUGCUAGCAACGGAGAAGCGAAGUCGGUCCCCGAAGAACAUGUUGCAGAGAAGAAGACGUCUUCUUCCGACCUCCCUAGUUGCGACCUAAUCGGGGUUGUAGGUGGGGACUCCAUGGCGAUCAGUGGACGAAUCAAGGACUUCCAAAUUCUCGAGGUACCCGGGCAGGGAAAACCGAGUGAGGAUCUGAUUCUGGUUACCGGUAGCAGCGAUGGAACGAUUCGGGUGUGUUUAAUUUCAAAGACGGACCUAUCGGAGCCAAGCGAAUCACCUGGCACAAGCGGAUCCGAGGAUGCGUCUCAACCAGAGCGGGAGAUUGGGACAUUCCUGGAAAGCUAUGAAACCAACCACCGCAUCACUUGCCUCAAGGCUUUUGUGAUGACUGGCAAGCCGGACGAGGAGGUUGAGGACAAAGAGGAGUGGGGAGGGAUAGAGGAGGAUGAUACCCAAAGUUCCGAGGAGAGCGAAUGAACAAGCCAAAAGUCUGCUGCGUAUGAAUUCCAUUGUUCCAAAUGCCGAGUUAGUUCUGUCCCUGUCUAUAAAUUCGUCGUCACCGUCAUACUGUUACUAUGCACCAUCAAUACCGGUGGACAUCCCUCGCACAACACCUCCAAGUCUCUCAAAUACGUGAUGCUCGCUUCCUCAUUCUCCCCCGUCCCUGCAACCGGGCUGGGCAAGGUGGUAAAUAUGACCGCCGUGUCCGCGCUCUGAGACCGCAUCAACUCGUUCAAGAUCAUAUGCUGCGCUCGACAGGGCAGAUCGUUAAAGCUGAUGGGAAGCGAUUGCAUAGUCAGGGCCAAGUCACGACUAUAUAUCGAGGUUUUGCCGUGUGACUUAGACCGGUCUCUCUUGCCAUAAGGUCCGUCUCGCUGCGUUGUGCGCUCCCCGUGAUCGGGUUGUGGAAGGUCGAU
This is a messenger RNA of Eremomyces bilateralis CBS 781.70, 2024 nucleotides long. Its product is annotated as WD40 repeat-like protein. Gene Ontology annotation, molecular function: protein binding. The record is from RefSeq and is a predicted model, not a curated record. NCBI's taxonomy places the organism in Eukaryota, Fungi, Ascomycota, Dothideomycetes, Eremomycetales, Eremomycetaceae. The transcript has 2 exons. Bases 55 to 1584 code for a protein of 509 amino acids.